AUAAAUCUUUAGGCCAGGUGGCUGUAUUCAGAUGGAGCCCCAUACUUUGAGUUGAUUUGGGGGAAAAUAUGAUGUUAAAGUCUGUUCUUUCAGUAGUCUUACAUAGUGACUGUGAUAGGUCUAUGUGUGAUGCACCUUAAUCUGUGCUGACUUGAACUUUGGAGUUAGGGGGUUCUGGAAAACGUUGACGUAAUCAGGUUUUACUGUUGCCAAUGAGAUACGAGCUUAAGUGCAUCCUUUACACCGAGGAUAUGAGUGCACGGGACACCGUUUAAACAGUUGAGGAUGGCAAAUUAACCCCUUUCAACCUUUUCAGCUCCCUGUAUUUCCUUCUCCCUCCCUCUGUCAUUCCUGAGAUGUAAGACAGACAGGUAGGAAUUAUGAUCCAGCUGCGUACGUCUCGCGCUGUCCACGCUCUUUACCUAAAACCGUCACCUCCCCAUGCACGUGCGUCCUGUGGGAGGUUCCCCUUACCUCCCUUGCGUUAAACACUCCUUAAAUUGUAACGUUAUCAUAAACAGUCCGGCUUCGGGGGGGCUAUAAUCACCUCUCUUGGGCUUUACCAAGACUUCUCAUUGGACGUCAACACGCGACCAGCGCGAGGAGGGGGGCUCCCAGACGCGUGCCGCUUUUUAAACCGACGCCGCGCCUUGAGACACCAGAGAAGGAGUCCCGCACGCGACAGUCAUAGCAGUGUGUGCCUCCAAUAACUUUUUUCUAAUAUUAUUAGUCGGUUUAACUCUACCUAGCUACCUUUGGGUUUUUUUUUUUUUUUUUUUUUUGUUUUUUUUGGAAACAUGGAUGUCCUAAGUGUGGAAGACUGGAGCAAAGGCGCACGGGAGGUGGCAGUCCUCGAAUCGCGGCAGCAGAGCCUGAGAGUGGUGGACCAGCUCGAGGAGUCCCGCUACGAACCUGGACUGACGCUCGUGGACAGCGGCAGUGACCCACGCGCCUGGCUGGCUCUGGUGCAGCCUUCUGGCACCUGCGCGGCACACGCCACUUCACCUGACUACCUGCGGCACUCGCCCUGCCCGAGCACAGGCUCCUACCACGAGAGUGGCUCCCCGGAGUCCUCGGACCAUCCCAGCCCUCCCAGCUACAGAAAAACUGCCAAGAGCCCCUCCUCUUCUUCGCUCAAAGUCAGAGACCUGUGCCGUCUUAAAGGCACGGUCACCGGGUCCGAGGAGGAGACGUCCACGAGACAGAGAGCCCCGUCCAGCAAACCGAUCGGCGGGGUCCAGAAGCAAAGGCGCGUGGCCGCCAACGCGCGCGAGAGGAGGAGGAUGCACGGACUUAACCACGCGUUUGACGAGCUGCGCAGCGUCAUCCCGGCGUUUGACAACGACAAGAAGCUCUCCAAAUAUGAAACUUUACAGAUGGCGCAGAUUUACAUCAACGCGCUGGCUGAGCUGCUCGAAGGUCCGGUCUCCUCUAAUAACAACGACAACGACGUCUCCAACAAUAACAACUCGCCAAAGUCUGGCAUUAUGCUUUCAUCCGCCGUUGGUUUUGACGGGGCGAAAGACAUGGCUUCUCCGUCCCCUACAACCUGUAGGACAGCGGCGGCUGUGCCCGUCUCAGGUAGCAGUUUACCUGUCCACAUCAGCGGGAUGCCUUUCCGCUCCUCCUUCGACGACGGUUCGUUUUCCACCAUGGUUGAAGAAGCUAUGUGUUCGCCCUCUCCUUCCUCCUCCACUCGGGCAGGCAGUUCGCUCGCACCGGUCGGAGGUGGGAGGAAAGAGUCUCCCCGGAGCGACGGGGAGUUUUCCCCGCACUCCCACUUCAGUGACUCGGAUGAAAUAGCGAUGGAGCUCCACUCAAGUGAAGAAGAUGACCUUUCAGAACUCAAGCUACCCAGACACCAUCAUCACACUGUUUCAUUCUGAAUGAUUAAAAAUAACAGACUAUAUUAAAGGUUCACUAUAGCCUGCAACAAAAUAAUGUCCGUAAACCGUGUCAAUCUUACAGUCGAUCUGUUGCAAAACGCAUUUCUAAGAGGAUAGAAAUAUUUGCUUCUUCAAAAAAGUCGUGUUCAAUUUUUAACAAUAGCCUAAUUCUAUUUUAUCAACUUGUUACAUAGUCUAAAGAUUAUUUUUUAUGUGAGCUAGGCCUAAUUCGGUUCUGCCAAUAGAUAUAGCCUAUAAUUUUCAGUUUUCAUGGAGACGUGGCUGGAAGACCCCUCUGCCAUGUCGCGCCCAGCACUGCCAUGGGUAUCUCCCACGUCACUCCGACCAAAAAGCUGUCUUCCACAAAAUCAUAACUCUAUGGAUAAUUUCUUAUAUUUGAUAAUGUAAAAAAACAAUUUUUUGUAGCUAUAAUAUGAUUUUUGUUGUGAUUUAUGUUUUUAUUUGUUAAUUUGUAUGUAUAAUGUAUUUUGUUUUGCAACUUCAAAAGUUCAUAAUGUGCACUUUACAAAUAUACGAGCCAGAGGCUUGA
This is a messenger RNA of Siniperca chuatsi (mandarin fish), 2436 nucleotides long. It is a transcript of the gene atoh1a, whose product is annotated as atonal bHLH transcription factor 1a. Gene Ontology annotation, molecular function: protein dimerization activity. The record is from RefSeq and is a predicted model, not a curated record. NCBI's taxonomy places the organism in Eukaryota, Metazoa, Chordata, Actinopteri, Centrarchiformes, Sinipercidae. Bases 798 to 1886 code for a protein of 362 amino acids. The transcript has 2 exons.